Psylliodes chrysocephalus is the source of this 458-nucleotide messenger RNA. Lineage: Eukaryota; Metazoa; Arthropoda; Insecta; Coleoptera; Chrysomelidae. The record is from the annotation of a GenBank genome assembly.
UCAGUAAAACCAUAACUGUCAGCUGUCAUUAUUUAUGUCAAAAUCAAAAUAGAUUAAUAAAUUAAUAAGGGAGGAGAGGAUAAAAUAAAAAAAAUAUAAUGAUAAUUUCUAGGGCACUACCAGCCCUAGGGUUGUUAAAAAACAUUAGACCAAAUCAAGUAGUUCAAACUGUACGCAACCACGGCAGUAAUAAUUAUCGUAAAGGAGCUCCAGCGCCAGAUUGGUAUAUCACUUACGCAGCUGAGGGGGUCCAAGGAUUUGCAUGGUGGUGGAUUUUGUGGCAUUUAUGGACAGAACCUGACCAUAUACUUGGAGAAUUUCCAUAUCCAGACCCAUCUAAAUGGACAGAUGCAGAACUUGGAAUUAAAUAAAACUAAACAAAAUUUAGUAAUUGUAUAAUAAAUUUAUUUAUAGUUAUUUAUGAGUUUUUUUUGUCAAUAAAUUCAGAUGUAGUACCA